AUGGAUAUCAACAAACCAGGCAACAUCGGAUUUGCCUACUCGGCCGCCAUCGUGCUGCUGGAGGUUGAGGACACCCUCAGGGAGCCGCCAAAGGCCGAGGUCUCUAUGAAGAAGUCUGUGCAGCUCGGGCUGGGCACCACGUUUUUCUUCUACCUGCUCAUCAGCGUCCUGGGGUACCUCGCCCUGGGCAACGCCGUCCCCGACAACGUCCUGCUGGGCUUCCGGAACUCUCCUGACUGGGUCAACAUGGUCGCCAACAUCAUGGUUUUGAUCCACAUGGUGUCAGCCUACCAGGUUUACGCCCAGCCCGUGUUCCAGUCCAUCGAGGACGUCCUUCUGGCCUGCUUCCCAUCAUGGCAGUUCACCAGCAGCAGACAAACAGAGUUCCUGCUCCGCCUGGGAUACAGGUCCUUGUAUGUGGUGCUGACAACGUUUGUGGCUUGCUUGCUGCCAUUCUUUGGGGCGUUCACAGGGCUGGUGGGAGCGGUGACCUUCUUUCCUACAGCGGUGGCCUACCCCAUCCUCAUGUACAUGCGCGUCAAGCCCACCACCCCAGCCCGCCGCGCGCUGAUGUGGGCCGUGUUCUGCCUCAUGGGCGGCGUAGCUCUGGUGGCCACAGUGGGGUCCAUUGAGAGCAUCGUGGAGUCUGCAAAGACCUUCACCCUGUUUGAGAAACCCUGA
Molecule: messenger RNA, 681 nt
Organism: Monoraphidium neglectum
Lineage: Eukaryota; Viridiplantae; Chlorophyta; Chlorophyceae; Sphaeropleales; Selenastraceae
Exons: 7
Coding region: 1-681 (226 amino acids)
Cellular component (GO): plasma membrane
Source: RefSeq, a predicted model, not a curated record